AUGAAUAAAGAGCAGUCGCCCGGAAAGCGACAGAUCCGAGUUCGCAUAACCGGCUUCGCAGAUCCUGGUUCGAGUCCCGGUACAUUAAACAAUUGGUUUUCUUCCAUAGACUUUUUGACAUUCAUACCUCCUUUAAUCGUGGCAGUACAAACAAAAGUUUGUACGGUGCCUCCCCAACCAGCAAAUGGCUAUCGACAAUUAUAUAGGUUGCAAUGCCAAUCACAAAAAAGUAAUUGCGACGUGCAGGAAGGUACAAAACUACCAGUUUUGUCUCAUAUAAUUUAUACCUGCAAUCCUGGAUACAAAAUAAGCAAUUCCGGUGAUGUAUUUUGUGAUCCAGAAGGAAACUGGUUAAAUAUUCCAGUUUGUACUGAAAUACGUUGCGAACCAUUGGCUUCAGCAUCAACAGACGCUGAUUGUAAAUUAAAUGGUCAAUGGGUAUCUUGCGAAUCUACUGUUUUACCUGGAACCACCGCAAAGUUAAAUUGUCGCAACAGUUAUCAGGAAGUUGGAAAUUUUUUAUCAAAACAAAGGAAUCAAGUUAUAUGUAAUAAUAUAGGCCAAUGGGAACCACAACCAAUACAAUGUUUCCCAAAAUGCGGUGUAGUUCCUCCAAAAUCAAAACCUCUCAUUAUAGGUGGAAAUGUUACUGACAUCUCUCAAUUUCCAUGGCACGCUACUUUAUACCGAGAAAAAACUAAAAACGGAUCGAAGGAUUUCAUAUGCGGAGCAACAAUAAUAAAAGAAAAAUUUCUUCUUACCGCAGCGCAUUGCGUCUACGACGAAACGAUUCAAUCGAUAAAUGACCCGAAUAAAUAUUAUAUAGCAACUGGAAAUGUUUAUCGUGACUAUGAUUCUAAACAGCACGAAAAACGAUUCGUUAAAAAGGCCAGAGUGAAAGACAUUUACGUUCCUUGUAAUUAUUUGGGUUAUGAAGGAAAUUAUGCUUGGGACAUAGCAAUUUUGGAAAUCGAUCAGCCAUUUGUAUUGUCGUCUUCGUUAUUACCGGCAUGUUUAAAUGAUGAUAUAAUUGAGUCUGGAUUAGGUGUAACUUCGGGAUUUGGAAGAACCGCUUUCGGAUCAUCCAGUUUUAUUCUAAAAUCUGUGUCAUUACCCUAUGUUCCACUUAGCGAAUGCAAAUCUUCCAAAAAUUCCCUUGAAUCUGUGAAGCUCAUAACGAUGGAUAAAUUUUGUGCCGGUUACACGAAUGGAACAGCUGUCUGCAAUGGUGACAGCGGAGGAGGAUUGGUUUUUCAAAUUGGAAAUUUAUGGUAUCUGAGAGGAAUCAUAAGUCUCUCUUUUGAUUAUAUACCAUUUGGUGGUACAACGAUUUGUGAUAGUCAUUCGUAUACUCUUUACACGCGUAUAUCUAAUCAUAUAAAAUGGAUCGAAGAUACACUUUUCCAAUUAGAAACAUCUAAAUCACUUCCUGCAUGUCGUGAGUCAACUAUAGCAAAUGUGACUACUACUAGUCCUGCUGAAUUAAUUCCAACUUCUACAAGCACUAUCACAUCUUCCCCAUCGAUUCGAAAUACAACUGUUUGUACGGUACCUCCCGAUCCUGCGAACRGUUAUCGUCUAUUGCACAAAUCUUAUUGCCAAACACAUGAAGACUGUGCUGUGGAGGAAGGUAUACAAUUAGUUAGCGGUUCUCUUUUGAUUUACACCUGUAAUCAGGGAUACGAAUUAAGCGGUACCAGUGAUGUAUUAUGUAGUCCAGAAGGAGAUUGGAUAAAUAUUCCUGUUUGUACUGAAAUACGUUGUACAUCUUUGGCUUCCCGAACGAUAUCUGUCGAAUGUAAAUAUAACGACGUAUGGACGUCUUGUGAAAAUGACGUUUUACCAGGAACCAUAACAAAAAUCAGUUGUAAACCCGGUUAUAAUAAAUAUCCGAGAGUACAAGCGGAUAACAAGAUGGAACUUAUUUGUAAAAGAGGAGGUUAUUGGUCAGAAGACCCAAUGGAAUGUCUUCCAGUACCAUUAAGAAGUUUGUGGGAAACGGCCGACCAGGAGUGGUGAUUCCAACAGGAAGUUUGUGGUUUUUUAUAGGUAUCGUUAAUAUACGUCUUGGUGCAAUAUCGUGCAAUGAUACAAGAACUUGUGAUUUAAAUGCUCUUUAUACAAGUAUUUGCGAUCAUUUUCCACGAAGUAGUUCAUAAAUAAUACACGGUGAUGGCUUCUUGUAUAAAAAAAUUAACUUUUAAAUGAUAGUCAGUAAUUAUUUAAUGAAUGAACAUUAUGUAAUUUUACAAAAGAAACGUUGCAAAUACGUUUCACAGAAAAACAAGAAAUUCAAUUUUCGAAUGAAUUUGAACCAGUUUAAUAUUCAAUGUAAAAAAAAAUAGGACAUUAUUUAUUAUAAAAAAUUGUAAUAUUGCAUUAGUUGAUAUAUAGACAAAUUCUAUUUCUAAAC
Polistes canadensis is the source of this 2413-nucleotide messenger RNA. Its product is annotated as limulus clotting factor C-like. The transcript has 7 exons. Gene Ontology annotation, molecular function: serine-type endopeptidase activity. The record is from RefSeq and is a predicted model, not a curated record. Lineage: Eukaryota; Metazoa; Arthropoda; Insecta; Hymenoptera; Vespidae. The coding region runs from base 1 to 2019 and encodes 672 amino acids. Gene Ontology annotation, biological process: proteolysis.